Molecule: messenger RNA, 489 nt
Organism: Andrographis paniculata
Lineage: Eukaryota; Viridiplantae; Streptophyta; Magnoliopsida; Lamiales; Acanthaceae
Product: universal stress protein A-like protein
Exons: 4
Coding region: 1-489 (162 amino acids)
Source: RefSeq, a predicted model, not a curated record
AUGGAAGAUGUUAAAGGACGUAAUAUCGUAGUGGCUGUUGAUGAUAGCGAUCAAAGCUCCUACGCUCUAACAUGGUGUCUUAGGAAUAUUGUCGCUAAACAUGGUUCGGGCUCUCAAGAUACCAUUGUUCUUCUUUAUGCUAGACACAUUCCCUCUAACUCCACCACCGGUGAUUCUACAGGAUAUUUGUUUUCGUCCGAUGUAAUCGACACCAUGGAUCAGCAAACCAGCAAGAUAGCUCAAAAUGUCGCAGAUAAGGCUAAACGGAUUUGCAAGGACUAUGAUGAUCAUAUUAAAGUGGAGAUGUUGGUAGAGAAUGGAGACCCAAGGGAUGUGAUAUGUGAAGCGGCUGAAAAACUUAAGGCGGACCUUCUGGUCAUUGGAAGCCAUGGCUACGGCGUCAUCAAAAGGGCAUUGCUGGGAAGCGUAAGCAGUCAUUGUGCACAAAAUGUCAAAUGUCCCGUUUUAAUAGUCAAGAAGCCUAAUUAG